Rhopalosiphum maidis (corn leaf aphid) is the source of this 3113-nucleotide messenger RNA. Its product is annotated as sulfhydryl oxidase 2-like. Gene Ontology annotation, cellular component: Golgi membrane. Gene Ontology annotation, biological process: protein folding. Bases 1255 to 3096 code for a protein of 613 amino acids. Gene Ontology annotation, molecular function: protein disulfide isomerase activity; flavin-dependent sulfhydryl oxidase activity. The transcript is spliced from 3 exons. NCBI's taxonomy places the organism in Eukaryota, Metazoa, Arthropoda, Insecta, Hemiptera, Aphididae. The record is from RefSeq and is a predicted model, not a curated record.
UCCGUCACACAAAUUACAGACAUCUGACAUACGGACAUUCUAACAUUUAGUUACAGGCUAGUAUUUCAAUUGCCAGAAUGUCAGUAGUCACUAAUCAGUAUUAUGGACUAGUGGGCAGUGGCGUAACGUAAUACGUUCACAGAACACUGAAAGUAUUUUUAAAUCUUACUGGAGUACCCUUGCCCCCCUUUCCACCUUCUCAUGGCUACGCCACUGUUAGUCUCAACUAAAAUAGUUGUCAGUCGGCCAGUCUACAACACUUUGUGGAGUGUAUACUGCGAAACAAUUCUAAAAAACGACUUUGAACUUGUUGGAGUCCAUUGGGGCAUCCAACAGGGUGCGCGAUACACCUGUAGCACUCAUAAGUUGUUUUUAUUCGUAAAUCGCGAUUGUGACACAUUUUAAGGAAGAAAUAAAUAAUGUCGUUGUACGAUAGAUAGUAGUGAUCAGUAGUCGAUCGUUAAAAGUCUGCGGAGCCGUCGUCGGGCGGUGGAAGAAAAGCGAUCUCGAUCGACGUCGUCACGACAGUACCUACGAAUACGACGGCCGGUUCCGUCGCUCAGUUUCGCCUCGUCACUCGUGCGUUUCGGUCCGUCUCCGUCCCGUGUUCGGACUGUUCUGUCGGAAGACGGUGGACAAUCACGUACGGCAGUCGACACUCGACAGAUAUAGUACUGCGACACACGUACGUGACAUUCACACGCGGACAGUCUUGUACGGCGUCCACCAUCGCCGUCGUCAUAGACGGUUGCAGUUCGUCGCGUCGCAUGCAGUGACGUAUGUAUAGAUUCAGCGGUUGUUUGCCCCCUCGUUAUUUGUGUUGCUGAUAAAUCACAUACACACCAACAUCACCCGACAGCGAUAAUAUUUAACAAUUUAAUAUUAAUAUAGUACUAAAUUAUACAAUACUUGAUUUAUAUGUGAACAGAAAAUAGGUAGGUAACGCAACAAUACCGGCUGCGUUGAAAUAAUAUACCUACAUAAUACACCAAACGAUUGAUAUAUUCGUUUUUGGUUUUAUUUUUCUACUCAUAAUCCUGCCUACGUUUGUCUUUGGCUCUCGGGUGCAAUUGACGUGUAAGUCAUUGUUGGUCAUUUUUUUAUUUAUGAAAUCUCAUAGUUGUGGUUCCCUCCCUUCCACUGAAAACGGCAUGUCUGUUGUGGAUUUGGGGGAGUACAGCUGAUAGACGCCACACUUAUGUCUACUGUGUGUUUUUUUUAACCUAGUCAGCCUAGUCUUCACACGACUAGAAGAUGUUGUCACGUUUUAGCGGCCACGUUGUGGUCGUCCUGCUCAUAGCAGCGCUCAAUACUGGUCCGGCGUGCACAGAACUUAUUGGCCUAUAUGAAGACACUGAUUUGAUGGAAAUAUUGGAUAAAACGAAUUUUAAUGACAAAGUGUUGCAAGGAAACACAUCUUACGUGAUUGAGUUUUACAAUGCUUUUUGUGGACAUUGUAUAAGGUUUUCGACCCCUUGGAAAGGAUUUGGAAUUCAAGUCUACGGGUGGAGGAAUUAUGUAAAAGUUGGUGUAAUUGACUGUUCAAAUGAAAUAAACAGUCAAAUAUGCCGAGAUUAUGAAGUCAUGGCUUAUCCUACUGUACGCUACUUUCCUCCUCGGCCAGCAUCAGAUAAUAUUGGUAAAGAUUUUAUUAGAUCUUUUAAUAUACAAGUUAUGAAAGAUUUUCUCAUUAAAAUGCUUCAAGAAACUCAAAAAAACACAACUGAAUCAAUUUUGUGCGAUAUACAGCCCUACGAAAAAGCCAAUGUAGAAUUGGAUACAAAUAAUAUUUUAACAUUUAUUGUAAUUGAUAAAUCAAACAAUAAGCUUGCUCAGGAGCUCAUUAUUGAUUUCUGUCCACUCAAAAAAGUUAAAAUAAUAAGCGCAGAAAAUUCUAACACAGAAUUGUCUGACCUAUUAAAAACAGAAACAUAUCCAAGUCUUUAUCUUGUUGAAAACAAUAACCAAUUCAAACUUUUAGCAAGUGGAAAUAACAAAACAAGUUUUACAAAUUCCAUUAAUAAGUACUUGGAAACAGUGCACAUGACUCCAUUUAGUUUAAUUGAUAUUACUACAACGCUUUAUAAUUUAUUAUUUCAAAAAGACAAAGGUUCAGUGCAUACUGAUAAUACAGUUUAUUUGUCAGAUUUAGAAGCUACUUUAAGAUAUUCUUUAGAACAUGAGAUUCUAUCACGGAGUGUUAUCACUGGCGAGUCAUUAACUGCGUUGAAUAGUUACUUAGAACUUCUUAUUGAAUGUUUCCCUUCUAGUAUUAGAGGUAAAAAAUUCAUUAAGUUAAUAUGGGAUCAUACACGUUUCAAUAAAACAGUGUCUGGAGAGAAACUUGGAAAUUUUAUUAACAACUAUGAAUUGUUGUUAAAACCUUAUGUUACUAAUCAUAUUUGGAUGGGAUGUGAAGGUAGCCAGCCAAUGUAUAGGAAAUAUCCAUGUGGCUUAUGGACUAUGUUUCAUACACUUGCAGUACAAGCAUCUAUGAAGAAUUUGAUAACAUUUAAUGGAAAACAAGUUUUGGAAACUAUUGCUGGUUAUGUAAAACAUUUCUUUGGAUGUACAGAUUGUUCUGAACAUUUCAUGAAUAUGGCUACAACAAUUCAAACCAAUGUUUCUUCAUUGGAUGAUGCAGUGCUGUGGCUUUGGUCAGCUCAUAAUCAAGUAAACCAGAGACUUAAGGGUGAUGUUACUGAAGAUCCAAUGCAUCCAAAAAUAUUAUUCCCGUCGAAAGUACACUGUGAAACAUGUUAUCAAAAUAGUACUGAUAUGUGGAAUAAAACCGAAGUGCUAAAAUAUUUGAAAAAUAUGUAUUCAGCCAUCAGUCUUCAAAAGACAACAUAUGAUAAUAUUCAUUCUCAACCUAAAAAUUUGAUAAUCUCCAGUAAAAGAUCUAUUGACGAUGAUGAUGAUAUUAAUUAUAAUAACAAUGUGCUUGAUGAAAAAGUAUGGAUGUUUGAUAUUAACACUUGUAUGGUAAUAUAUAUUUUAUCAUGUAUUGUUUUAAUGACCUUAUUUUAUUUACUGUUGGUGAAGAAACACUGUAAAAAAAAUAAAUUUAUUUAUUUGAUACUGGGUAAAGUUUGAUUGUUACUAUAACUUAA